Molecule: messenger RNA, 1714 nt
Organism: Juglans regia (Persian walnut)
Lineage: Eukaryota; Viridiplantae; Streptophyta; Magnoliopsida; Fagales; Juglandaceae
Product: glucan endo-1,3-beta-glucosidase
Exons: 4
Coding region: 106-1521 (471 amino acids)
Biological process (GO): carbohydrate metabolic process
Cellular component (GO): plasma membrane
Molecular function (GO): hydrolase activity, hydrolyzing O-glycosyl compounds
Source: RefSeq, a predicted model, not a curated record
UCAUAAAGCAAAGCAUCUCAAGGUUACUUCUUCAGCAAUGGCUGCUGCUCUUCUGCCUCUCAUUGCAUCAUUCAUCAUCAUCUUCAACUCCUCAACACCACAGCCAUGGACAAGGCCAGUACUGACAUUGUUUUUGCUUCAAUGGUCAGCAAAGUCUUGCUAAUCCUUGCAUCAACCAUCUUCCAAGGUGUAGAAGGAACAAUCGGUGUAAAUUAUGGCACAGUGGCAAACAAUCUCCCUCCACCAGCCCAAGUUGCACAUUUCCUCUUAGAAUCAACCACCAUUAACAGGGUCAGGCUCUUUGACGCCAACCCUGAUAUAUUGCAGGCUUUUGCUCACACUGGGAUUGAGGUCACAAUCACUGUCCCUAAUGACCAAAUCCCCCACCUUACCAAUCUAAGCUUUGCUCAACAAUGGGUGAAAACCAAUGUAGAAUCUUACACACCCGCCACCGACCUAGUCCGAGUUUUGGUGGGCAACGAAGUGGUUUCCACAGCUAACAAGCAGUUAAUUGCAAGCCUUGUCCCGGCCAUGCAGACGCUUCACUCGGCACUUGUGGCAGCCUCUUUGGAAAGAAGCAUCAAGGUUUCUACACCCCAUUCUUUGGGCAUCUUGUCAUCCUCAAGCCCACCAUCCACUGGAAAGUUUAGACAAGGCUAUGACACCCAUGUGUUGAAACCAUUGCUCACCUUCCUUCGAGCCACAAACGCACCUUUUAUGGUAAACCCAUAUCCAUUUUUUGGCUGCUCGUCUGAAAAUCUGGAUUAUGCUCUUUUUAGGCCCAAUCCAGGGGUUCUUGAUGAGAACACUAAGCUUCUGUAUACAAACAUGUUGGAUGCACAAUUGGAUGCAGUCUUUUCGGCAUUGAAACUAUUGGGAUUUGAUGACAUCGAGAUUGUUAUAGCGGAAACGGGCUGGCCUUCUGAGGGAGACUCAUCCCAGGUUGGUGUUAGCCCAGAUAGCGCCGCCGAUUAUAAUUCAAAUCUGGUACGGCAUGUGAUGUCCGGAAACGGCACCCCGCUUAUGCCCAACCGGACAUUCGAGACAUAUGUUUUUGCACUAUUUAAUGAAAAUCUUAAGCCCGGCCCAACAUGCGAGAGGAAUUUUGGGUUGUUUCGACCGGAUAUGACACCUGUCUAUGAUGCUGGGAUCCUACGGCCCACGGCGAGGUCAACUAUUCCUACGAAUCGAGGCCCAGAUACAAGUUCAACCCCGGGGAUCCCACCAAUCAGCAGCAGCCCACUUCCCCGGGAGAAGGGAAAACAAUGGUGUGUGCCCAAGGCAGGGGCAGACCCAGAUGCUCUGCAAAGGAACAUAGAUUAUGUUUGUGGGUUGGGCUUAAGUUGUGGGCCGAUACAAGAAGGAGGCCCAUGUUUUAUGCCUAACACAGUUGGUGCCCAUGCAGCGUAUUCCAUGAAUUUGUUCUACCAAGUAAUGGGAAGGCACGAGUAUGAUUGCGAUUUUGACCAAACAGGGUCCAUCACGGAUGUGGAUCCAAGCUAUGGAAGGUGUGUGUAUUGAGACAAUGGGGUGAAUUUUGCAGUGAAAAGUGAAAACCCGGUUGCCAUAAUUCAGUGUUGCUACAUUUUGAUUCAGACAGUGUUUCUUGUCAUAGAUUUGUAGUGUUAGCCAGCCAUGAUUGUUUUUACAUGCUUGCCCAAAUUAAUUAAUGUUUGUAAAAGCUGUAAUACAUUUGUAAUAUCACGCUCUUCAG